Ciona intestinalis (vase tunicate) is the source of this 7122-nucleotide messenger RNA. NCBI's taxonomy places the organism in Eukaryota, Metazoa, Chordata, Ascidiacea, Phlebobranchia, Cionidae. The record is from RefSeq and is a predicted model, not a curated record.
CAAAAAAUAAUAUGACCUUCGAAAAAAGUUAAAUAAAUAAAGAGAUGAUAUAAAUAAUGUCACUGAGAAGUAGCCGACCUCACAAGAAGCAAUGCAAUAUACAACACGUGCCUUCACUUUGUAAAGUUAGCGCAACAAUCUUCACUGAUGUCAACUUAUCUUAUCGACCAUUAAAUUCUAAGACAUCGAAUUCUUCAGUUGUUCUUGACAAAAGUUUGCAACAAAAAUCAAGUGUAAAGUUCCAACAGUCUAAUGUUGAUUGUUUUUCUUCAUUACCUAACAGUGUUAACAGUGAUGUCACAAAGCAACAGUUACAUCACAAUGGCAGUUCACCUAAAAAAUCUUCAAAAAUUUCUAAACCAUAUCAAAGCAAACCUGCAGUGUUUCCGGAUUCUUUUUCUUCAGUGCUUCCAGAUCAUUUUAACAUCAAAAAACACAAAGGUAAUAAAAGCACUGAAGAAGCAAAUAAAAGCUUAACCAAACAAGACAGAGAUUACCCCACAUUAUCUACCUCAACCAACAAAAGAAGCGUUUUCCCUUGUUAUUCCCCUCGCAACAAAACCUCAAAGUUUUUAUCCGAAAACAAAAGUUUGGAUCAAAAUUCCGUGGCUUCAUUCCCUCUUAGUGUAAGGGAUUUAUUAUUAUUAUCUAAAAGUUCCAACAUAGAAGAUGAUCAACUGAUUGACCUCAGCACCAAAGUUCCAGCAGAUGAUCUUAAAUUUACUGAAGUGUCCAUGAAGCAAAAGAAUAUAUUUUUAUGUAACAAUACAUGGUGUGAUGUCACACCAAGAAAGUCAACCAAUAGUGACCAAAAACUAAAAGAAAAACGAACCAAAUCAGUGAAAACCAACAUUCAGAUGCAAAAUGAUAAAUUGACAAAAUCAGAAAAUUUUGACGACGUAAAUAAAUCUGCCAUGUUGGUUUUAUCAGAUCUCUAUGCUAAAACUCCAAAACAUGUCACUCAUGAAGACGCAAGGCAGAUCCCUGAGCUCGAUGCAGAUUUUAAACACAAGAAGAAAGUUACUUUUAGUGCAACUGGUUCAGUUUCGAAGAUAAAACCAAAGCCAGGGUUAAAAUCUCCCCUUAAAAAAGUAACAGAAUCAUCAAGUGGUAGAGCUUUCAAAAAGAGAGAAUCACAACCUAUGUGCCCUGCUGUAUCUGCUAGAGCUAUGAAAACUACUACACAUAAGUUAGAGGGGAUUAGUAAUGAGAGAUUAAUUCAUUCACCAAGAGUUCCUGGCAGAAGUGCAGAUAUAACCGGAUUAAACCGGAAAUUUCCUGCUUCACCUGGCAGGACUCUUGAAGCUGCUACACAUAUGAGAAAAGAGAAUGAAGAGAUCACAAUUAAAGAUUUGGAAGAAAUUCAUCCAAUCCAGGAUUUAAGAGAUGUUUCUCCAAAUAUUGAUGAUGCAGAUGAUGCUGGGAGGUGUUUAUUCCGGAGCAUCCGAUCCAAGAAGAUUCCUCUUCAAGAAGAAUUAAGGAUUAUAAAGAUGAGAUCAGCGUUGCAACAAAACGCGAAAGUUGCUGAUGGUUUCAUCACCAUGCAUAGGUGUUUUUCAAGAUGGAGGAAAAAUGUACGGUUGAUGAAAAAUGUUCAACAACAAAAUCAAGAGAAAAUGGAAAGAGCAUUAUUACAUCAUAAACGGAAGAUAUUUGAACUUCAUUUCCAUGCAUGGCGUGACCAUAUUAGGAAGCAAGUUGCCAUAGCAACCACAUUCCAUAGAUAUCAUAUAUUAGCUAAAGGAAUGACAGCUUUAAAAUGGAUGAUACAUGAGGCAAGUGUAAGGGAUAAUAGUUUGAAGAGAAUCGAAAGAAGAAAAGUUGUCACCAAGUUAUUGACUGUAUGGAAAUCAAGACUUCACACAAAACAAGCAACUAGAAUGAGUGAAACAUUCAAUAAAUGGAGAUCAAGACAUCAGGAUUCACUUCAGAUGAAUUCGUUCAUCCGUUCAAAGGAUGAAAGAUGUUUAAGUAAUUACUUCACAAGAUGGAGACAGAAAUAUCACACGAAAAGAGCCGACAGCAUCGCUGUGACUUUUAAUAACUUGGUUCUCACUAGAAAAGUUUUUAAUUUAUGGAAUAUAUAUGUUGCUGAUUGUGAUGUAAAACGAACACGAAAUGUUGUCGCACAUGAGCGAUUCCAGCUGCAAACAUUAAUUACGAUCUUUACAAAGUGGAAAGACGUCGCCAACAAAUCAAGGAAAGCAAAGAAAUUGUUUAAAAAGAAGAUCACGAAGAUAUGCAUCACGCACUGGUCACGAGUUACUCCCGUGAUAAAACUGCGUCAUCAGCGUGAUGCGAUCGUCGCCGUGAGCGUUCAUGCGCGAUGUUUGGUUCGAAGAAUAUUCAACACUUGGUGUCACCGAUUAAAACAUAGAAAUACCAUUAAGGAGCAACGAAACGAAAGCUUGAGGUUUUACUUCAAUUCAUGGAAAUCUUAUAUAAUCUCCGCUCAUGCAAGAAUGGAAAUAGCCGAGUACAAACAUAGAAAUAAUGUAUUAGAUAGUCACAUGACCAUCUGGAAAGAAUAUGUUCUAAAUCUUCAUGAAAGAAGAUCUCAAGCAUCUGUUAACAUUCAACGUUGUUACCUUCGUUCAUUCUUCAUAACAUGGAGAUCUUAUAUUAUGGGGAGAAAACAUAAUGUAAGGCUGGCUCAACAAGUCGCUGAGAUUUCUAGGGAGACUUUGCUGUCAUCUGUUCUAAUGCAAUGGGAGGCAAAUUAUUUUCGGCGAAUUUCCGACAAAUCUCGGAAAGCGAAAUGGAGUGACUGGUGUGUGCGCGAUGCUGCCACCCAGUGGCUGAAAUAUGUAAGAGAACGGAAGAAGCGACGGUGUUUACAAAUGGCGAGAAUAAGGAUGGAAAUUAUUUCAUUAAAAACCAACUUCAGGCACUGGCAUGAGGUUUACACCACAGAGAGAUCCAACCAACAACGUGCGUUGAAUAUUCGAAAUCAACUCAACAGCAACAUGUUGAUACGAAUAAUCAACGAAUGGAGGAAAUUGAUUGUUGAAAAUUAUCGACUUCAACCUUAUAUUGAAAGGAAGCAAAGGAAACUAUGCGCGAGAGUUUUCGAUGCUUGGUUCGGCUUCAGUGAGCAGCGUCGUCGCUGGCAACGAUCUAUAGAGAUCAUAAACAACGCUCGAUUGCGGAGUUUGAUGACAACAUGGACGCGAGGGAUGCGGAUCAAGAAGAUGAUGGGAGUUGUGAGGAGGAGGAAGGAAGAUCAAGUGAUGAGAGGAGCAAUCCUCUCUUGGAGGGUGGUUGUGGUUAGAAGGUCGGCAAUGGUUUCUUUCAUUAAGAGGAAAGAUGCGAGAUCCAGGAGAACAAGCUUCCAUUCGUGGAAAGUGAGAGCAAAAAGGAGAAGAGAAGAGUGGGAGGAAAAUGAGGAGAAGGAAAAGAGAAGAUUGAGAGUGAUGAGAAUCUGCUUUGAAAGUUGGAUAGAAGAAGUGAAAUGUGAAAAGAUUUCCCAACAAGAUGCUUUGAGUUGGUUCCAUAAAGGAAAAGAAAUCGACACUAAGUUAUCUACGUUUAAACUAUGGAAGAAUAAUCUCACCAAAGUUUGUCAUGCUGAUAAGUUUAGAAGACACAAGUUGGAAGGAAAAGUUAAGACCAUCAUACAGAGAUGGAAUCUUUUCACGAAACAAUCCUUGAACGAAAGUUCCAGCCAAUUCUCACUUUCACUAAGAAGGAAACUUCACACUGGUUCAAGCUGUUCCUCUGUAACUGGCUCAGUAGCCAGCAUGGGUCUAAGUGAGAAUAAGUUCCACACUGAACUAAAGGCGCAAAGUUCUUUUAACUCUGCCAAUGCAAAUGUUAAUUCUAAACUAACCAGUGAUUCCGGGGUGGAUAUUUCUAGAGGUUCACAUUCAGAGGUUUCAAGCUAUUCUGACAUGAAGCAGUUUCAUUUGGGCAACACUGCAGUGGUGCCGAAAUUUGAACCACUCGCACUGGAUGCAUGUUUAGAUGAUACUGUUGAAAAUGUGUUGUGCAACACUGCAGUGAUACAAAAUCCAAAUCAAAGUUCCCCAGUGAUGCAUUACGAUGAUACAAAAGAAAAUACAUCUGGAAACACUGAUAAUUCACUUUUAUAUUCUGACCACAGGAUGUCCUUGUUUGAUUUGAUUGACAGCGAUGAUGUAAGAGACCCCAUUGAUGAUGUCACAAUGUGUCUUUAUUCAAUAGAAAAAGCAAACUUUCCAUUUGAAGUUUUAACAUUGGAAUCCACCCAAUCAAGGUUGGAAGGUCUCGUUAGCUUUGCGCUUCACCGAUUAUCAACCCCAGAAUUGAGCAAAUCUUUCUACCAAUGGAAACUUUGCGUUCACGAUUCGAAUCGAACAAAAUCAUUGAACCGUUUCGCUGAAGAACGAAUCUUGGAACGAAAACUUCAAUUUUAUUUCAGGUCAUGGAAAAGGAACUUUAAUAAAUCUAUAAAAAGUCGGCAACACUGCAAGCGGUUAUUGUUGCAACCAACUUUUAUUGCUUGGAAGGAAAGAACAAAAAGUAGAAACAAAAUUAAAAGUAUAAAAAGGAUUGCCAAUGUAUUGAAUGAUCAUAGGAUAGUGCGCAAUCAUUUCAAACUAUGGUGGAAAGGUACAAGUGAAAAGGUUGCAUUAAAUGAAAUCUUAAAAUACUGGCAGUCCCGUGUUCGGUCACACGAUGUCAUCAUAGAGCAAGAGUGCUUGGCUAAUUCGCAACGAGAACAAACGUUGUUACGACGAUGCGUUGAUGUUUGGAAACUAAGACAACUACAACUUAAGUCAUGUGACCACCAUUUCAACCAAUCACAGCUUAGAAGGUGCAUAAGAAGUUGGGUGUUAUAUACUCAGCAAUGCAAGGAUAAAAAAAACAAGAUGGCCGUCAUACAACAUAGGAUUGUCAUGACCAGCUGUUAUAAAGUUUGGGUCAACCGAAUGAAACUCAUGGAAAAAGUUAAAACUUUAAGAUCUCUAUGUAUGCGGUCACGCAUGACUGAGUUAUGCAAAAGAUGGAAAGUUAAUGCUAAAGAAAUUCACGAUCUACGUAUAAAAUCUGAGUCCGUCGUAUCUCGGAGCAAUGCAACAGUGUUGACCGCUGUGUUUUCAAUCUGGAAACACAAAUAUUUACUACGAGUAAGCGCAGAUUCAAGUCACGCACGAUCGACCAUGCGGAGAGCAUUAAAACAAUGGAGAAAUCGAAUUGUGGAAGAUUUAACGAGGAAGCAAAAGUUGGUGGGGUGGAAUGUGAGACAGGAGGAAAGAAAGCUUUCAAGUUGCUACCAUAUAUGGUAUAAGGAACACAAGCGAUUGGUCGCGCUCAAACGAUUCGAGUUGCACCGGGCUCAAAUAUGGUGGUCGGCAUGGCAACGUAAGCUGCAUCAAUCAAGGAUAGAGAACACGCACAAUCGAACAUUGUUACAUCAUUACUUUGUAUUAUGGAGGAACAAUCACCAUUGUUGUGUGGACAAGAAGACAAAAGCACGAGCUGUUAUUAACAAAUGGCACAGCUUAACUACAAGGAACUUACACCUAAUGGCAUCUGCCCAACAGUUCUUAUCCAAACGCCAUUUAAUGAAACUCCAUGCAUGGUUUAUUCAAUGGAGAGAGAUGCAUGGUAAAGCUGUGGUGGCAGACUUGCAUGUCAGGAGGGUGCAAUGCAACAGAUAUUUUACUACGUGGGUAAAAUACGCCACCUCACGCAAAUCCCAAGCCACCAAUGUUAAACUUAUCGUUCAUCGUAAAUCAUACCAACAGUUACGAUCUGCAUGGAAAAGAUGGAAGGAGGAGUUACAGAGGAAGAAGAAUGAUUAUCGGAUGUUGAAGAUGAUCCUGGAUGCGAGGAUUGGAAGAUAUUUCAUCAUCUGGAGAAAGAAUCUUGAUCUUCAUUUCGCAACGAAGGACUAUCAAAGAAGGGUUACCAUUUCGACAUGGAAACUAUGGAUGGAAGCAACAAACAACAAACAAGUGGCAAUUCAACAUUAUGAAGAAAAGAUGGAAUUAUUGCUUAAGAAGGUCUUGAAUGAAUGGCACAUUAUGACAUCACACAACCAAUUAUUGCGAAACAAUCAACAAUGUUUGUCCUCGAACAUCAACAAUAACUUGGUUUCUGGUUGUUUCCGUAUUUGGAAGCGUGAACAUGAUAACUUAAUGAUUGCAAAAUCAUAUGAUUCAAAUCAUGAGCUAAAGAGAAGAUUCAUGAGAUGGAGGAAAUGGGUUGAGGGGAGAAAUAAAACGAAACUAAAUAUUCGAAAAUCAGUGGAGUUUUCUAACAAGCGAAUAUUGAAGAAGCACUUCAAUCUCUGGCACCAUCGUGUGGUGAAUGUGCAAAACAUGGAGUUUAUAUCUGACGAGUUGGUUUCGUCCAAACAACAUCAAGUGAUGGUUGAAACAUGGGGGGCGUGGAAGGCUGCGUAUUAUCAGAAAAUAUCUGUAAAACAUUGGAAACUUAAAACGCAACGAACAUGUUUUGCUGGUUGGACAGAAUACACGAGUUUUAACAAACGAGAGAAAAAUUUGAUUAAAAUUCAUGAAAAUUUAACAAAAAGAAGAUUUUUUACGACCUGGAAACGAGAACUAGCUGUGAAGAAUUUCCGUAGGAAACAUGAUCAGAAACUUUUACACACCACCUGGGAGUCAUGGACGGACAAAACAUCUGCACUUGCUGUCGCUGAAACUUAUCACCAUUUAAACACGCAGCGUAAAGUGUGGGCUGUUUGGAGGCUACAUUACAUCACAAAUAGAACAGAGAAGAGAUUCGUCGACGAGCAAAACUUCAGAUUGAAAAUGUCGGCGUUACAAGCAUGGAUAAGGUAUUGUCAAAAGCGAUGAUGUAACAAUGAUAUGUUCCUUAAGCAAGUGAAGCCAUAUUCUUCAAUAGUUUACCUGUAGUUUUUAAUUUACAAGUUUUUAUUCUAUAUUAAUGUUUUUACACACGCGGUACAUUAGGUUUCUUGCCCAAAAAUUAAACGUAGAUCAUAAAAAAUGCCCAAAUUUGCUGCUGAAUACAAAGCCAAAGUUGCCUAGCUAUUUUAAGCCAUUUAGAAAAGUUAAAUCGUGUUUUUUGUUUCAGUAUUUAAUAUAUUUGCACAUUAAAAAGUGUUUGGUGGAUUUUAUAGAAGAGUGCCAUAAUAAAUUUGUUUUUGUUUUG